AUGUUUCCAAGAAGACUGAGCGAGUUUUGGAUCCCACUGAAUUCUAACCUCAAAAAUGUCCUUUUAAAAGUGGAAUAUCAGAAACUGUUUGCACAAAAGUAUAGUUUUUUUCGACGAAAUUUCAAUGAUUUUAAGGACUUUGAACAAUUGAAUAAGAAAUUUCAAGGUAUCAUCAAGAGGAGACAUAUCUUUGGAUUGUUUUUAGCAAAACCCUUCCUUCCUAGAAAACCUAAGGAAAGCGUUUUGAAAGUGUGGGCUUAUCAUUGUGAAUGUGUCGUUGCUCAACGGUUAAGAAGAUGUCAACAAAUGUUUACAUUGUAUUCAAAAUGGUGGGAAGAAAAGGCUCUGAAAGAGUUUAUCAGAAAAAUGAGACAAAACUUAACCAGACGUGGUAAAGAAUUCGCCAUCGCUUCAGCAGCAGUCUACAACUGGGACAAAAACAGGAUAAGCCUUGAAGAUAUUAAAACUUAUGAAAAAGAAUUUGAAUAUAUAGACGUUUUAAAAGAUAAAACUAUUUGUCUCUCUUGCGAUCCAAGUCAAAGAACUAAAACGAAUACAAACAUUUGUAAAUGCGGUACUACUGGGAAACCAACAGAUAAAACUUAUGAAAACUGGAUGCCGUUUAUAGAAAAAACAGAUUUAGUGGUAUGGAGAAGAUUGCAUGCCUCUGGUUCCGGACAAUAUGAAUAUAAAAUGUUCGGAACUUACAAUGAUGUGUCCGCCGAAGAUUUCUUGAACGUCCAAAUUGAUAUUGAUUAUAGGAGAAAAUGGGAUACGACGGCCGUUGUUCUCAAACAAGGCGACACUGAGGAAAAUACAAAUAGUGACAUUAUUUAUUGGGAAAUGUUGUGGCCUAGACUAUUUACAAAUAGAGAUUACGUAUUUUGUCGAAGAUACCUAAUAGACGAAUCUAAAAAGACUCUCUACAUCAUGAGCAAAAGUACAUCGCAUCCGAGUUUCCCAAAAUACUCGGACAAAUUCCGAAUAGAAGACUAUUGGUCAUGUAUGGUCAUCAGACCGUACAAAGAAAUGAACAAACCUGGCUUGGAGUUCGUCUUGACGUAUUACGACAAUCCAGGCAUCAACAUACCGGGCACCGUAACCACCUGGGUCGCUACUCGUGCCAUGCCCGAUUUUUUGGAUAAGUUGAGAGAAGCAACGAGGAAUUACAAGAUUUAUUGUAGAACCGAGGGUAAGAGCAAGGCUUGCCAGAGAACCAAAAAGGUUAAAGACAAGAAAGAUGAAGGAGACACUCUGGACUAUUGCAGCAUCAUCCGCGAAGCGAAGAAGUUGUUGAUCCAACACGCGAAGGGAGAUUUCAAAGAGGACGAGCAAGAACAAGAUCCAGGUAAUAAAGAUAACGAUUUUGAUCAUUCUGGUGAUAUUGGUGCUACACAACAAAAUACUUCCAAACGUACUAGUUUUUUUAAAUAUUUUCAUCCUUUGUAUUAUUUUCAGUAG
Molecule: messenger RNA, 1461 nt
Organism: Psylliodes chrysocephalus
Lineage: Eukaryota; Metazoa; Arthropoda; Insecta; Coleoptera; Chrysomelidae
Source: the annotation of a GenBank genome assembly